CACAUUUUUAGUGGAAGUUUAAAGUUGUUUACAUAUAAUAAGUAAUUUAGCUUUAUAUAAACAAAAUAAACUUUAUAUUGUUGUAAAUAUGCCUAUGAUAAUAAUUUCCGGCUUACCAGCCAGUGGCAAAACCACGCGUGCGAAAAGUCUGCAAAAAUUUUUCACUGAUAAAGGGAAGAAGGUACACCUCAUCUCGGAAAACAUUUCCAUACCCCAUGCAGGUUUUGCGAAGAAUGAAUAUUUUGAAGAUUCACAAAAAGAGAAGCAAGUACGUAGUGACAUCAAAUCAGAAGCGUUACGGUUACUUAAUAAAGAAGAUGUAGUUAUUGUAGACGCUGGCAAUUACAUUAAAGGCUAUCGGUACGAAUUGUUUUGUGCUACAAAAGCUGCGCGAAGUACACAGUGCACACUCUUUUGCGGUAUACCAGAGUCACGCGCUUGGGAAUUCAAUCAACAGCGAACCAGUAAAGAUGUAGUACCAUGCAAUGGCCUCGAUAAAAAUGUAGAUAACUCAGACGUACCAUACACGCGUGAAAUAUUUGAUGCACUAUGCAUGCGCUUCGAAGAGCCACAUGGUAAUUGCCGUUGGGAUAGUCCUCUAUUUGUUAUAUUUCCUGAUGAUACACUUGAUUUAGAAGCAAUGUUUAGUGCAUUAUAUGAAUCUAAACCAUUACCACCAAACCAGAGCACACAGAACCCACCAUUAAGCUCCACAAAUUACCUAUUUGAAUUGGAUAAAUUAACGCAGCAAAUUAUUGCUGAUGUUUUAGCAGCGCGUAAAAUAGGCAAUACAGGUCCUGUGCCGGUAAAAGGAAGUCAAGUGAAAGUCGAAGUGCCAGCAGGCAUAAAUGCUAUACAGCUGAAUCGUUUACGUAGACAAUUUCUCAAUUAUAGUAAGUUACAUCAUGCGACCACAAGUACUUUAGAUAAAGUGCCACAAUUAUUUGUUCAAUUUCUAAACUCGAAUUGCAAUGUAUAGUAAGUUAAAAAUAAAUAUAACUGAAUAUUCAAUUAGAAUAUUUAGUUUGAAAUAA
Messenger RNA from Ceratitis capitata (Mediterranean fruit fly), 1034 nucleotides. Its product is annotated as protein KTI12 homolog. The transcript is spliced from 3 exons. The coding region runs from base 89 to 979 and encodes 296 amino acids. NCBI's taxonomy places the organism in Eukaryota, Metazoa, Arthropoda, Insecta, Diptera, Tephritidae. The record is from RefSeq and is a predicted model, not a curated record.